Molecule: messenger RNA, 8521 nt
Organism: Camelus dromedarius (Arabian camel)
Lineage: Eukaryota; Metazoa; Chordata; Mammalia; Artiodactyla; Camelidae
Gene: DENND4A
Product: DENN domain containing 4A
Exons: 34
Coding region: 420-6140 (1906 amino acids)
Biological process (GO): regulation of Rab protein signal transduction
Cellular component (GO): cytoplasmic vesicle
Molecular function (GO): protein binding
Source: RefSeq, a predicted model, not a curated record
CGGCCGCGAGGGGAGGGGGAAUCCCGUCUGACUGAGACGGCAGGCCUGGGCGGGCGGGGGUGCCGCGCAGGGCGGAGCGCCGGGCUAGGGAUGAGCUAAGCGGGUUCGGAGCGCCGCGGCAUUCAACCCCUCGUGUCCUGCCGCCGCUCGUGAGUGGACCCGGCACCGCUCUCAAACCUGGACCCGCUGUUCGCGCCGGAGCCAGCGGUGAGUGUUUCUCAAACUCUGAGGCGUGCAUAAUUCACAAAUUGAGACCUGGCAUCAUUUUCAGAGAGAGGCUUUCAGUAAUGUAGUUAGCCUAGAUAGCAAAUGCUUUACUGCUUGACCUAAUGGAGUGGUAGAAGAAGUAAAAAAGAUUCUGAAUUGACUGGGCAGAGAUUGAAAGGGAGAAAAACAGGUGUAACCUUCUGUAAUGGAAGAUGAUUGAAGAUAAGGGGCCUCGUGUUGCUGACUACUUUGUUGUAGCAGGAUUAACUGAUGUUUCAAAGCCUCUUGAAGAAGAAAUUCACUUCAAUGAUGCCUGUCAUAAAGUAGCUAAACCAAAAGAACCUAUCACAGAUGUUUCAGUUAUUAUUAAAUCUCUGGGGGAGGAAGUGCCACGGGAUUAUACCUGUAUUGACAUUACCCCAACUGGAUUGUCAGCUGAUCUCAACAAUGGGAGUCUUGUGGGGCCACAGAUUUUCCUUUGCUAUAGAAGAGGAAGAGAUAAACCUCCACUUACAGAUCUGGGGGUUUUAUAUGACUGGAAAGAAAGAUUGAAACAAGGGUGUGAAAUUAUUCAGAGUACUCCCUACGGACGCCCUGCAAAUAUUAGUGGCAGUACCUCAUCACAAAGAAUUUAUAUCACUUACCGAAGAGCCUCUGAAAACAUGACUCAGAAUACGUUGGCUGUUACAGACAUAUGUAUUAUUAUACCCAGUAAAGGAGAAAGUCCACCACACACAUUCUGCAAAGUUGACAAGAAUCUCAAUAACAGUAUGUGGGGAUCAGCAGUGUACCUAUGUUAUAAAAAAUCGGUGGCAAAGACUAACACUAUAUCUUACAAAGCUGGUCUAAUUUGUAGAUACCCUCAAGAAGACUAUGAAUCCUUCUCACUCCCAGAAUCUGUUCCCCUAUUUUGUUUACCAAUGGGUGCAACUAUUGAAUGUUGGCCACCAAACAGCAAAUACCCUCUACCUGUCUUUUCUACUUUUGUGUUAACUGGAGCCUCAGCUGAAAAGGUCUAUGGUGCUGCUAUUCAGUUUUAUGAACCAUACCCUGAGGAGAAUCUCACGGAAAAACAGAGAUUUCUGUUGGGUUUAGCAUCAUCAGCAGACGAGAAGUCUGACAGUUCCAAAACAAUUCACACUAAUAAAUGCAUCUGUCUUCUUUCUCACUGGCCUUUUUUUGAUGCAUUCAGAAAGUUUCUGACUUUCCUGUACCGUUAUUCCAUCUCUGGACCUCAUGUCCUUCCAAUUGAGAAGCAUAUUUCUCAUUUUAUGCAUAAAGUUCCUUUUCCAUCUCCUCAGAGACCAAGGAUUUUAGUUCAGUUAUCACCACAUGAUAACCUGAUUCUCAGUCAGCCUGUUUCUUCACCUCUUCCGCUAAGUGGUGGCAAGUUUUCAACACUACUUCAGAAUUUAGGUCCUGAAAAUGCUGUGACGCUACUGGUGUUUGCAGUAACAGAACAUAAGAUUCUCAUUCAUUCCCUACGGCCUUCUGUGCUUACCAGUGUGACAGAAGCAUUAGUGUCUAUGAUUUUCCCUUUCCACUGGCCAUGCCCCUAUGUUCCUCUCUGCCCACUGGCUUUAGCAGAUGUCUUGAGUGCACCAUGUCCAUUCAUAGUAGGAAUUGAUUCAAGAUACUUCGAUCUCUAUGACCCUCCACCAGAUGUUAGUUGUGUUGACCUAGAUACCAACACCAUUUCUCAAACUGGAGACAAGAAAAAUGUAGCCUGGAAGAUACUUCCAAAGAAACCAUGUAAAAAUCUGAUGAACACACUGAAUAAUUUGCACCAGCAGCUGGCAAAAUUGCAGCAGAGACCAAGAGAUGAUGGGCUAAUGGACUUAGCAAUGAAUGACUAUGAUUUUAAUUCUGGAAAGAGGUUGCACAUGAUAGAUCUGGAAAUCCAAGAAGCAUUUUUGUGUUUCAUGGCCUCUAUUUUAAAAGGUUAUAGGUCAUACUUGAGACCAAUAACGCAAGCCCCCUCUGAGACAGCCACAGAUGCAGCCUCUCUUUUUGCCCUGCAAGCUUUCUUAAGAAGCCGGGACCGGUCACAUCAGAAAUUCUAUAACAUGAUGACCAAAACACAGAUGUUUAUUCGCUUCAUUGAGGAAUGUUCUUUUGUCAGUGAUAAAGAUGCAAGCCUGGCGUUUUUUGAUGAUUGUGUAGAUAAAGUGGAUAUGGACAAGAGUGGUGAAAUGCGACUUAUAGAACUGGAUGAAUCCUUCAAAAGUGAACAUACUGUUUUUGUAACACCACCUGAGAUCCCCCAUCUACCCAGUGGUGAAGAACCCCCUUUACAGUACAGCUAUAAUGGAUUUCCAGUUCUUAGGAACAAUUUAUUUGAGAGACCUGAAGGAUUUCUACAAACACGAAAGAGCAAAUUGCCUUCAAAAUCAAGUAGCCCUAGCAGCCCUUCUCCCAUGUUCAGAAGAACCAAACAGGAAAUUAAAUCAGCCCAUAAAAUUGCCAAGAGGUAUUCUUCCAUUCCUCAGAUGUGGUCUCGGUGUCUGCUGCGUCACUGUUACGGACUGUGGUUUAUCUGUCUCCCAGCUUACGUGAAAGUAUGUCAUUCAAAAGUCAGGGCCCUGAAAACAGCCUACGACGUGCUUAAAAAGAUGCAGUCAAAGAAGAUGGAUCCACCCGAUGAGGUGUGCUACCGCAUCCUCAUGCAGCUCUGUGGACAGUACGACCAGCCCGUGCUUGCAGUUCGAGUGCUUUUUGAAAUGCAGAAAGCCGGCAUUGACCCCAAUGCCAUUACUUAUGGUUAUUAUAAUAAGGCUGUUUUGGAAAGCACCUGGCCUUCGAGGAGUCGUAGUGGCUAUUUCCUUUGGACAAAAGUGAGAAAUGUUGUUUUAGGAGUAGCACAGUUCAAAAGAGCUUUAAAGAAACAUGCACAUUUGUCCCAAACAACCCUCUCAGCAGAUGGCAGUGACCUGGAUGCUGUUAGUCAUGGCAGCAUGGAUAGUGGUCAUGGGACACACACUGUGGAGCAGGCACCUUUUAAUACAGGUUUAAUCAAAGUGUAUGCUUCUGAUGAUAGAUCUAGUACAGGUGGCCAGUCUGAUCUUGGAUAUAAUUCAUUAUCUAAGGACGAAGUUAGAAGAGGGGAUACAUCUGCUGAGGACAUUCAAGAAGAAAAAGAUAAGAAAGGGAGUGAUUCUAGUUCUUUGUCAGAGAGUGAGAGUGCAAAAGGCAGUGCUGACUGCCUUCCGAAGCUCAAUUACCAGCGUUCUGCCAGUAUAGUUCGCCUCACUGGUACAAGUAACAGUGCUGAUAAACUAUCAGGAGAAAACACGGAAAGCACACCUGAGCCGCUCUUAAUAUCCUCUUUUGAGGAUACAAAUGAAACAGGAAAUAUUCAAAGUAGACGCUUCAGGAAAAGACAUAAAAGCGACAAUGAGCCUAAUUUGCAGCAGCAACUGUCCUGGGGAAAUAGGAACCGCAAUCUUAGUGGAGGAGUACUGAUGGGACUUAUGCUCAAUAGAAUUAACCAGGAAGCACACCCGGGAGAGAUGGUUGGAAAAUUAGGAGCCGAUGCAAAAAUUCUUUCAAAUGUUAUCUCGAAAAGCACAAGGCCAAACAGUCUUGAUAUUGGAAAGCCAUCUUUAAGAUCAAAAAGAGACAGUCUAGAAAAGGAAUCUAGUGAUGAUGAUACACCUUUUCAUGGUUCUAACUGCCUGGCAGAUAAAGUGGAUUCCCCUGUUAUUUUUGACUUAGAAGACUUAGACGGUGAGACAGACGGAUCUAAAGUGGGAUACGUUGCUACACAAAAUCCCAAGAGGGGUCAACGCUUGAACAGCAGCUUUUCGGUAAAACCUUUUGAAAAAACUGAUGUUGCUACAGGAUUUGAUCCCCUCUCUCUCUUGGUUGCUGAGACUGAACAGCAGCAAAAGGAGGAGGAGGAAGAGGAGGAAGAGGAUAGCAAAGGCGUUUCAACACCAUCUGCUCGGCGGGAUUUGGCUGAAGAAAUUGUCAUGUAUAUGAACAACAUGAGCAGUCCUUUGACAAGCCGGACACCAAGCAUUGAUUUACAACGGGCAUGUGAUGAUAAAGUAACCACUAAGAAAAGUCCAACAUUGGUCAAGGCAUGCCGAAGAUCCAGCCUGCCUCCUGAUUCCCCGAGGCCAGCGAGACUUACCAAAUCUAAAAGCUAUUCAAAAAACGAGGACAGACCGAGGGACAGACUCUGGUCUUCUCCGGCCUUCUCACCUAACUGCCCAUUUAGGGAAGACUCUCAAGAUGCACUAACCCAUUCAUCACCUUCAUUUAAUUUAGAUACACUGCUCGUACCUAAACUAGAUGUUCUGAGAAACAGUAUGUUCACUGCUGGAAAAGGGGUUGCAGAGAAAGCAAGCAAAUGGUAUUCAAGAUUCACCAUGUAUACCACAUCAUCUAAGGAUCAAAGUUCUGAUCGUACCAGUCUUUCUUCAGUGGGAGCCCAGGAUUCUGAAUCUACCUCUUUGACAGAUGAAGACGUCUGCCAUGAGUUGGAAGGGGCCACUUCUCAAGAGAGCGGUGCCACUUCAGGGACUAAGGGAACUGAUUUCAGCAGAACAAGCCUGGAAAGUUCUGCCUCCUUAGAAGGAUCCUUGUCCAAGUUUGCCUUACCCGGGAAGUCAGAAGUGGCAUCUUCCUGUAACACGAGUAGUACAAAUAUCUUCCAGAACUAUGCAAUGGAGGUUCUCAUCUCCAGCUGCUCUCGGUGCAGAACCUGUGACUGUCUUGUCCAUGAUGAGGAGAUCAUGGCUGGCUGGACAGCAGACGACUCAAAUCUCAAUACUACGUGCCCAUUCUGUGGCAAUCUUUUCUUGCCCUUCCUGAAUAUCGAAAUAAGAGAUUUAAGACGCCCUGGAAGAUACUUUUUGAAGUCAAGCCCAUCUACAGAAAAUAUGCAUCUUCCGUCCUUUUCAAGUCAGACAAGGCCAUCUUGUAUCUCAACAUCAGCCUCUGAUCUUGACAAAUCUGUUAUCUCUGUUCAGCGGACUUUUGAUCUAAAUAGCAAAUCUAAACUUCUGGAAAAUACGUGUUCACAAAGUAUUCAGAUCCCUGCUGACAGAUCAAAAACAGCUAUGUCAAAAUGUCCGAUAUUUCCAAUGGCCAGGAGUGUUAGUUCUUACGGCCCCUUGGGUAAGGAGGACGCUGGAGGGCAGAAGAUCAUUCCUACAGGCAGCCUGCCAGCUACUUUACAAGGAGCUACAGAUUCUUUAGGGUUAGAAUGGCACCUCCCAAGUCCAGAUCCUAUCACUGUUCCGUAUCUUAGUCCUUUAGUGGUGUGGAAGGAGCUUGAAAGCUUAUUGGAAAAUGAAGGCGAUCAUGCAAUAACAGUGGCAGAUUUUGUGGACCAUCAUCCAAUUGUUUUUUGGAACCUGGUGUGGUAUUUUAGACGUCUUGACUUACCCAGUAAUUUACCUGGAUUGAUUCUCUCUUCUGAACAUUGUAACAAGUAUUCAAAGAUUCCUCGCCACUGUAUGUCUGAAGAUAGUAAACAUGUUUUAAUCCAGAUGUUGUGGGACAACAUGAAAUUGCAUCAGGAUCCGGGACAGCCCUUGUACAUCCUCUGGAACGCCCACACCCAGAAGUAUCCAAUGGUCCAUUUAUUGCAAAAAGGUGAUAAUUCAUUUAACCAGGAAUUAUUGAAAAGUAUGGUAAAAAGCAUUAAAAUGAAUGAUGUCUAUGGACCAAUGAGUCAGAUUUUAGAGACACUGAAUAAAUGUCCUCAUUUUAAAAGACAGAGGAGUUUAUAUAGAGAAAUACUGUUUCUCUCACUUGUGGCACUGGGAAGAGAAAACAUUGAUAUAGAUGUAUUUGAUAAAGAAUACAAGAUGGCAUACGAUCGCCUCACACCGAGUCAAGUCAAGAAUACACACAACUGUGACAGGCCGCCAAGUACUGGGGUGAUGGAAUGUCGCAAAACCUUUGGAGAGCCUUAUCUUUAGGACACGUGUGCGUGCGCGCGUGCGCGCGCGUGUGUGUGUGUGUGUGUGUGUGUGUACUGCCAGUAAGUAUUGUACAGUCAGUGUAUAAAAUAACACUUUCAGACUCUAAACUUUUUUCUUCGAUUUUUAAAAAUACAUUUGUAAAUGGUUCAGAAAGUCCAGAUAGUUUAUGUACAGAAUGUCUGAAAGAGAAAGUAAGUGACAGGUGGGAGAGAGCCACUUAGUGUCCAUUUUUUCCCCCUCCGGUUAACAAGUAAUUAAGUAUUUUUGUAAUGAGGAAAGCUCUAAACAAAAAAUUAGUUCCCAUAAAAGAAGACAACUGUUUUACGGUUUCUCUUGGAAGAGGCAGAUUAAAACAUCGUGUAUGGAACUUAAACAAAUGUAAGAUGCAAGUAUCUCCUGUUUUCACAGAUGAUUCAAAAUGUUUUGACCAUGAAGUUGUAUUAUACAUAUUUUAAACUGUUUAUAGUAAGUUGCUAUUUUUUUAAUUUUUAAACUUAAUAUAGCAAACAAAAUGAACUUAAACUUAUGAAGCAAGGCAGUUAAGUGCUUAUUUGUCUGCUACUUGAAGUUAAUGCAGCUGCAGGUCUCUAUAUGUGUAUCUGUCUCUCUGUAUUUUGUUACUUGGGAGAAUGAUUCCAAAAGGUCACGUUAGUGUCACUGUUGUCCCCUGAGCGCAGGGAGCGCGUCACAGCGGGGGUGUGCGUGGCCCAGCCUGACUCAUUGAUCCUCGUGGAAGGAGAGCCAGAGAGGUUCCAGGUUGGCUUCUAUAAAGUCAGGCUCGAUAUACCACGAGUCCAGAAUUUCCUCUGUUGUUAAUAGGUACGUACAGUACACAGGGAAGGUAGCUUAACAAAGCCAAAUGUUCUACAUGCACACUUAUGCUGGGAAAUAUGUUAGUUUCUCCCAAAUUUGAACUUUAUUUUAAUAUCUGAAAUAUUGGGUAUGAUGCAAAUUGUACUAUAUUUAUCUGGAAUAUAACCUACUGGAAUAGUCUGUUAAUAUAUAUAUAUAUAUAUAUAUAUAUUCAAAAUAUUUUUUCAAAAGUAGAAAAAUAAUAACUCUCUAAACGUACAGCCAGAUAGAAUUUCCCAUAUUGAGGAACUUGGCUUUUUCAAUAAGCCUUCAGAAUCUGGUUUAUGGAAUCUAAAAUCCAGAAAUAUCCAGAAAUCAGACAAUAAACUGAAUGUUUAAGCACUAUGGGUAUUAAAUAGACUCUUAAAAAGUAUUGGUAGUCCCAUUAUUUCUAAUAUCAUUUUCUUUGGGUAAUUUCUGAUAAAAAGUGUCCUUUGGCUGUUAGAAUUAUUUAUAGAUUUUCAAGGUGUCUGUGUGGUGUGUGUUUGCACACAUUGUCAUUAAUGAAGGAAUUCUCUAGCCACUGUCAAAGAAGAAAAAAAAAAAGAAUGGUCCUCAGUCCAAUGUGUAAAAGCCCACAGAGUUCAGGGCACUGGGACUGGAGUUACCUUAAAGUCCUAAGACUUACAACCAGUUCAGCUGUAGGAAAAAACCCUUGAGUUCACACUGUUAGUGAAUAGCACCGAGCUGAAACACUUCAACGGCUUUCUGCUCUGGGAAGUAAUGGGGAAGGUUUAAAAAUAUAAAAUUUUAGUUCAGUUAGUUUGGGGCUGAACUUGAUUACUUGAAAAAUCUGGUGCUAUGCACGUGUGUCUGCCUCUCCUUUGUAAAUACCACUCCUGUCUGGUCCUUCUUUACUAUUCAAGGUCUUAGCCUCGCGCUCUGUUUUAUGUUCUCUAAGUCAUCAUCAUUUGAAAGUUGUCAAAUGGGAGAAACAUUCGAUGGGUGUGGCUUUUGGCACUGGUGACAAACAUCCCUCCAAGCAGAAUUCUGAGGCUCCGUUCUAGUUUUUUGUUACUGUUUUUUUCCCCUUAAAAGAACGGCUUUUCACGAUUGAUUACCUUUUCUCUACCGGGAGCAAUGAGUCAUAGUUUAUUGGUUUCAAAUACCUGACCAAAAAAAGUAAGGUAAAGCCCAUUCUUUAUGGCUCAUCCUCAUUUGGAAAAGUGGUUGCAAUUUGUUAUCCCCCCCCCCCAACACCAAGUUUUGUUUCUGCUUUUGGUUAGGUUUUAUUUCCCCUAUUUUUAAUCCCCAGGGUCUAUUAUUUGCACAUAUUUACUCUUUAAAAAUAAAACCUAAAACAUGAAGAAAAAGUGGUAAACCCUGCUCAAAAGAAAACUAAAAUGUAGAUCAUCUUUUAAAAUAACACCAUAUAAACUUUUCUUUGAUUUUCUCUCUGUUGACCAUACAUUUUAGAGAAUCACGGCCAAUCAUGUUGGCGAGAAAUACCCUUUUGCUACAUUAUCUGUCUUUUAUUUUCUUCUUCUUCGUUUACCAGUUGAAAAUAAACCAUGCUGUGUCCGGUA